Lycium barbarum (goji berry) is the source of this 1226-nucleotide messenger RNA. RefSeq lists its product as uncharacterized. The transcript is spliced from 6 exons. Bases 264 to 1073 code for a protein of 269 amino acids. The record is from RefSeq and is a predicted model, not a curated record. NCBI's taxonomy places the organism in Eukaryota, Viridiplantae, Streptophyta, Magnoliopsida, Solanales, Solanaceae.
UCAGGAAACUUAGAGUGAAAGUUAAUGAAGUGAUCAAUUUAACGUGUGAAGAACGUAUUGUGGUUGAUUUUGAUUACUUGGACGAACCAUUUGGAGAUGGGCGCGGCCUUCUUUCACGCUUUUGUGGAAUUUUGGCGUGUGACUGCUCUUUAUUUCCAAUCAACUUUGAGAAAUGGUUAAGUUUACCUAUUUCAUACUUCAACCGCGUCUUCGAUCAAAUUAUAAAGCCCAAGUUCUUCUUUAGGACAACCGAGUCAGUUGCAAUGGGACAUAUCUAUAAAUCUAUUGGAAAGAAGUGGGCUGCAAAUAAAAAUAACUUGUGGAGGACACAUGAAGACCUGCUUAAAAGUAAAACUGAGAUUAUUGAAAGUGUGCCGGAUGGGAUUCCACGUGAUCAAUGGAUUUCUUUUGUUGAUUACCAAUAUAAAGAUUCAACAAAGGCAAUGUGUUUAAGAAAUGCUGAAAAUCGAAAGAAACAGACUAUAGCACACACAGACGGCUCCAAAGCGAAUGCUACGAGAAGGGCUGAAAUGAUGGCUCAGACUGGACAAAGGCCUGGACGAGCACAAAUAUACCUUGCUACUCAUAAAAAUCAAGAUGGAGUAUAUGUUAAUGAAGCAGCAAAAGAAAUAUGCGAAAAAAUUGAGUUAGCUUUAAGCCAAAGCACCAUAGACGAGUCUCAAAUUUCGCGAAAUGAUGCCGUCGGCAAGGUGCUAGGAGAAGAGCACUCUGGGAGGGUGAGGUGCUUGGGAUUAGGACCUGUCCCCAGUAAAGUUUUUAGACAAGCAAGACCUCGUUUCAGUGGUAUAAGUGCUUCAAUCAGUGAAGGUUCAUGUUCGUCCCAAUGUCAACAGAACCAUAAGCAAAUGAUGAAUGCUCAGGAAAAAAUGAUGAAUGCUUUCAAGGCAUAUAUGAUAAUGAAAGAAGGGACGAUACCAGAACAGUUUGCGGGGUUCUUUGCUUCUUCUUCGGCGGUUUCUCCUACAACACCAAGUGAUGCGGCUAGUGGAUCCCUUUCGCCCAUGGAUGCAAGAAGAUCAUGCGGUGAUAGUAAUCCUAGUGACAACCGUUGAUUUCAUUGUAUUGUUUGGUAGGAACGGAUGUUAGAACGCUGGAGUGAAUGUAUUGUGUUUAAAUUUAGUUUUUGAGUGAUCUGAUAAUGCUACUUAAAUUUUUAGUUUAAAAAACUAAUGGUACUUUAUGAUAACAUUUGUGAUUUUACGAUA